UCGUUGUCCUCCGUGUAGUUAUUCCGGUACCGGUGAGGGAGCAAAGUGAGUCGCCUUGUGUGGUCAAUAAUCAUUAAAUAAAUACAGCAAAAGCGCAAUAUAAUGUCUGUCAGCGACAUUCAAGUGUUCGCAGAGAAAUCACACAUCUGGCUAAAAAAACAGAUUUAAAGCCACAUUUCGCGCCGUUCCUAGUUAACGUUAGCUAACUAUGUUAAGUUACCUGGACUGCCAGAGAAGCUAAUCCGAGCUAACGGGAUUAGCUGUGUGGGCUCUGACCAAAGCCGGCGGUGGUAAAAUGUCCGUGAAGCGGAGCACCUAGUGGACCAAUCUGAAGAGCCGUGAAGUCCAGGAUGCUCCAGGGGCCGUACGGCAGCCUGGACCGGGACCGGCCCCUCAUCCGGCUCCCUUUCACCAGCUUCGCUGUGGGGACGGUCCUGCUGCCUCUGACGGGCCUCAUUGCCUGCCUCUUCAUCUCGCUCGUGUACCACUUUGAGGACGCGACGUACACACACUGUCAUGUGUCAAACUACCUGCCAUCCAUCAGUGCUGCCAUCAGCCGCGUGCCGGAGCGCUACAUCUGGCGCUGCUGCAUCGGCCUGCACUCGGCGCCGCGCUACCUGGUGUCCGCCGCCUACUUCACCUUCUACCGCAGUCGCUUCGCCAAGAGGCUGCCGGAGCUGCUGCUGAGCGGGCUGGCCCUCCUCUGCAGCCUCGCCGAAAACACGGGCCUGCUGCUGCUCACAUACGUGUCGUCCACCGAAACAUACAAUGUUCAUAAAAAUGGCUUCAUUGUGUUCAUAGCGAGCUCGCUGCUGCACAUGCUCAUUACAUGCAGGCUGUGGCAGGUGAUCAGGAGACACUAUGUGAACCCAGAGGAAGUGACAUCAUACCGCUGGAAGGUGCGUCUCUUCCUGUUUAACAUCAUCUGUUGUCUUGUGGCUGCUUACUUCUUCAGACGCCACAACAAGUUCUGUGAGGAGGGAGUCUACACCCUGUUCGCCCUCUUUGAAUACCUGGUGGUGUUCUCCAACAUGGCCUUCCACAUGACAGCCUUCUGGGACUUUGGGAGCAAAGAGGUGAUUGUGGCCACGCCCCCUGAGGACAAGCGAUACUGAGCAGCACCUCACCUGUUGAAUUCCACCGAUGAGAGGCCAUGAAACUGGUUUGAACUUGACAAAUGUGAACACAUGAAGGUGUCGUGGACUGAUGAGGUGUGAGUUUCGUACGGUUCAGAACAGAACAGAACUGAUCAACUGAAUGUCAGUUUGUCUACAACAAAUUAAAAUAAAGAAAGUAACAUUUGAAAAGCAGCCGUUUUCAUGUUUCUCUCGAGGCGAUGACACGUGAAAGUCAUCUCAGAGCUUCAUUAAAGGGACGGUUCGCCCGAGAUCAAAAGUCUUCUUUAGUGAGACACAUGCUAACUAAGCUAACUGACCUGAAGAGGUGAAGGACGGCGUUAACGUUUACAUCCUGCCCUGUGACGAGCCUCGCAAGCCUCCUGGAUUCAUUACUUCAUUACAUUCAACAGAAGACAGGCAUCUGUCAGCUGAUGUCUCCUGAACGGUGUCUGAUUUUGGGGUGAAUGUCCCUUUAAACUGUGCGUCAGCCUGUUGGUCUCCAGACGUCCUGACAGGACGACUCAUUUCUGGCUGCCAUCUUCAGAUUCACAGACGUCUUCUUCUGGUUUAUGAAAAGGUUUGUUUUCCCUGUGGAGUUGUGGAGCAGGACGCCACCGCUGGACCUUUACAGUGAAUCAGAGCCGCGUCCACACAGGACAGAGAGACAGAGACUCAGAAAAGACAGGAACAGGAAGUGGCCCCGGCCUCUGAGGAGACACUGCAGGAAGAGACGACAUCCUGAAACCACCAAAGCUUCAGUCCAGAGAAAGUUUCCCACGAACUCCUCCUGUCUUCUCCACUGAGUUAACGUCUGAAUGGACUUUAAUUAUUGGACUGAAUUCAGAUAAAAUAAAAUUUCAAAGAAACUGCUUCCAUCAAUCAGCUGGUUAGAAGGUUGAUCUGCUUCUUCUUGUUUGAUGGCUGAUUAAUUGACAUUUUUUAAACAUAAAUUGUGUGCAGCUUCAGUUCUGUGUGUGUUUGUUGUCCAGGAGGACGACAGCGAUAAGAGCGAAACGUCAGCUGUGUUUGUGUUUGAUGACUUUGUUACCUGACACCACAACAGUCCCUUCAUCGUUUGGGGAAGUUGUUAGUCCGCAGGUCAUUUAUUAACUUUGCUUCCACCAACUUCAUUUUCCCGCACAACAAAACAGCACAGAGACGCCACACGUCCUGAAAUGCGGUUCAUGUUCCAUAGUCCGGCGGCUGAAGGUGUUUACAUACACGGAUGAUAGUGUAUUAGUACUCCUCCAUAGUACUUUGUGUACAUUGCUAAUUAGCUGAGGUUACCGUGCCAACACAUUAAGCAAAGAUAAUGAACGGUAACCCAGCUAAGUAUACUGACAAUCCUACUGUUAGCAUGUUAGCAUGGUGACAUUAGCGUGUAGUUCAAACAUAAGAAACAAAACGCAUACAGCAUGUUUUAAGUGUCUCAUUUAAAUAAAAACAGUAAAUGAAAAAAUCAAAA
Scatophagus argus is the source of this 2583-nucleotide messenger RNA. RefSeq names its product post-GPI attachment to proteins 2 (gene pgap2). Gene Ontology annotation, cellular component: Golgi membrane; endoplasmic reticulum membrane. The record is from RefSeq and is a predicted model, not a curated record. Bases 351 to 1115 code for a protein of 254 amino acids. Lineage: Eukaryota; Metazoa; Chordata; Actinopteri; Scatophagidae. The transcript has 6 exons. Gene Ontology annotation, biological process: GPI anchor biosynthetic process.